AUGGUUUCUGAGUCCUAUCUGAUGAAUAUUCCUGAACUGGUAAUGAAUAUUAUUCUCGACAAGCUGGAUUUCAAGUCUGUUCAAACCCUCCGAAAAGUGUGUCGAGACCUUCGAGAUUUCAUCGAUGACCAAAAACCUGACCCAAGAAUAGAAGAGAUUACGGUAUGCGCUCUAGAAUCUGGAGAUUUGAAAUUCUGCUAUAAAAAUCUCCAAGCGGAUGUUUUCCUAUGCUACCAAACACGAGAUGGAGGAGAAUGUGUAUUGGUUUAUGAAGACGUUGCAAGGAUUCUGAAGGGAGAAGAAAUAGUGUUAAAAAUAGCAUUCAAAGAUUUUGAGACAAUUUUAAAACAUCAAAGUUCAACUCUGAAAGUGCUGAAAUUACAUUCAAACCACUUCGAUAAUGUGCUGGACAUUCUCAAAACCGUACUGGAAUCCAGGAACCAUCGUCUGAAAGUUGAGACGCUAGUCACGGACCAAGUUAUGAAGAUUUUGCCUUUUUUGGAUCCUGAUUCUCUUUUGGAACUCAAUUUAUUCGGGUCAACAGAUCAACCCAUAAGAACUAUGGAAAUCCUGGAAAUCGACGAGCUAGCAGAACUAGAGAUUUGGCGUAAAAUCAAAGAGCUCUCGAUUUGGGACUGCUAUGUCCCAAGUGCCAGUCUGCAAUCAUUUAUUCAUUUUUCGAAAUGUUCAAUCGACGUGGAAUUGGUUGAUUUAGAAGAUGUUCUACUUUUGAAGGAGACCCUCCUUCAAUCUCCUACAUUCAAAAAAUUCCGUCUUUACUACACUUCGUUCCCUGAUAUUCAACAAUUCUUUGAUACAAUGGGACCACCGAUUAGGGAGCCCCAGUCCAGCGAAUUAUGCAAAUCUUGGAAAUUUCCAGACUCUCAAUUUUUAAUAACUCAUGUAGUUAACUGUGAAAAACCAAAGAUUUUAUUUUUGAGACAAUAA
Caenorhabditis remanei is the source of this 948-nucleotide messenger RNA. RefSeq lists its product as uncharacterized. The coding region runs from base 1 to 948 and encodes 315 amino acids. The record is from RefSeq and is a predicted model, not a curated record. NCBI's taxonomy places the organism in Eukaryota, Metazoa, Nematoda, Chromadorea, Rhabditida, Rhabditidae. Gene Ontology annotation, biological process: innate immune response. The transcript has 3 exons. Gene Ontology annotation, molecular function: protein binding.